Scatophagus argus is the source of this 758-nucleotide messenger RNA. Its product is annotated as protein SPO16 homolog. The record is from RefSeq and is a predicted model, not a curated record. Gene Ontology annotation, cellular component: chromosome. Lineage: Eukaryota; Metazoa; Chordata; Actinopteri; Scatophagidae. Bases 148 to 699 code for a protein of 183 amino acids. The transcript is spliced from 5 exons. Gene Ontology annotation, biological process: synaptonemal complex assembly; reciprocal meiotic recombination.
AGUGUCGCCUAUUGGCCUCCUAUUAACAUGACCACAGUGACGCUCGUGCUGCGUACAGGAUACACGGACUGCUGUCUCGUGCGAAUACGCUUCGAAGACGACACUGGUUCAAUAAGUUAAAAUGACUCUCAUUACCAGAACUGCUCUAUGAAUAUGUCUUUCAGCGAGCAGCAGUAUCACAUGGCAACACUCAAAGAAACGACUCCUCAGUGGAGAACAACAGUUAUAGUCAGUACGUCACUCCAGAAGCACGAGACAAACAGGAUGCUGAGCGCGCAGCAGCACCGAAUCAGAUUUUCAGACAGCGUUGACCCUGGAACCUUUAUUUUUCCUCUGUCAGGUACUGCAUUUCUGUUGGUUGACCCUCAAGACCUCCCGGGGCCUUUCGAGGAAUCUGGACUCUUUGAGAGGAUAGAGACAUUUGUGCAAGUACACCGGAACAGCUUUCUACUUCUUUAUGCCCCUUUUAACGGAAGAAAGGAGUUGGACAUUUUGUCUGCGAUUCAGCACAGAUUCCUUGGCAGUAAUCUCAAGGUCCUGCCUGUGCGAAACAAUGCUGAAAUUGUUAAUGGAAUGUUGACCAUUGCCAAGGCCACCAGUAAGCCCCAUGCAGACAGUGUCAGCGACAUGAUGUCUCUUGCUCAGGCUCACGUCACUGAAAGCAGUCCUGUGUGGGAGAUGCUCAGAGACCAGCUGUAAAGGUGAUCCAGUAACCACUACAAGCUAUACUUGGUGAAUGAGCAAAAGAUGUUUUGAUA